Molecule: messenger RNA, 3334 nt
Organism: Trichoderma harzianum CBS 226.95
Lineage: Eukaryota; Fungi; Ascomycota; Sordariomycetes; Hypocreales; Hypocreaceae
Exons: 4
Coding region: 480-3200 (906 amino acids)
Source: RefSeq, a predicted model, not a curated record
UCAACAAAGAGGCGACGAACUCAACCAUCUUCCACCGACCAUCCGACUAUCUGAAGGCCUCGACAACAAUACCCGGAUUCGUUGUAUCAGCCGCUUCUACGAUAACCGCUAUCAGGCAUCAAGUGCGCAUUUCCAAGACCAUAAGUGGUUUUGAAGGGGCUUCAAUCUACAUAUCACAUAGCACAUAAUCACUACCUGAAACACCGAAACAGCCAACUUACGUGGCUAGGAGACACCUGACGCGCUACUUCUUGUGUGCCAACAACCAAUUGCACUUCUCAAAACGGCCCUUAUUCGAAGACUUUCUUGUACCAGCUCGAAUUUGUCGUCACCUUGUCGGAUCAAGUCGGAGUUAUUGCCUGUGUAAGGGCGUCGUCUGCCCGCCCCGCAGUUCUCUUACGUCGCACUUCUUAUCUACUACCAUCCAUCUUGUCGUGGGCAGCAACACUCGUGGUUAUCCGCAUUGAUAAAUCGAAGAAAUGGAUGUAACUUCGCUUCUCAACAAUGCUCAACAGCCUUGCUACAGCAGAGGAGGCACAGAGGUCUCAUCAAAGGAUCACAAUCAUGGCAAACCCUUACCAAUGCCUUGGGCUGAAGACUCCAGCCAGAGGUCAGACAGAGAUGACAGGCAAAUUGCCAAUUUCUGGGGUGAAGGGAGAGUGGGAGCACUCCAGCUCGAGGAGUCGAUGUCUCAGUCAAGCAGUGGCCCUCCAGUUUCACCAAAGCAUGUUCACGAAACUGCCUUGGAAGCAAACAGUAGAUCAAAGCGACCGUCAAGGGGCUUUCCAUUCGAAGUUACUUCCCAAUUGCCGAUACAGUUGGCCAGAAACAACUUAUCUUGUGACGAGGCUCACAUAUGCUCGACUCGAAUGACCCCUCAAGACCACCGUGCCAGCUUUUCAGGAGAAGUAUCGGCAGCCUCAAACCAUAAAUUAUCAUUUAGCAACAGCAGUUUCGUGUCAUCGGGGUCAUCACUGUCGGAGUGUUAUUCAAGGCUAUCGUCUGUGGCAUCUGUUAGCGGCGUAUCUUCUUCGAGUAUACCUAUUAUAGACACGCCAUCAGUCUAUGCCAAGCCGUUUGGAGCACAAAGCCCUCAGAUUGAUCUUGACAUCACAGCGCAGUCUCCAUCUCCUUGGCUUAUAGAAGACGUCUCAGCAGCAAAGCAAAAUCAACUGAUCGUAACGGGAAACAUUUUAAAUGAUCGACCGGGUGUCGUUUUUAGCCUACGGAAGCUUGGGCAGCCUACUCUUCUCGGAGAGGCCUUACGCUCCGAGUUGACCCGACCAAAGUAUCAUAAAAGAGCCACAUCCGCUCCCCUUCUCGAUUCGCGUAUGACAACAUCCGCAUCAGACACGCUGAACGAUCGCUAUCCCACGCCAUUAUCUACUGAGCUAGCUAUGGGUAGCUCUACGCCAAAAAGCUUGCGGACUCAAGCAGAGGAAGCCAAGCCAAAUAUGGCUGCCACCUACCAAGAUGUUGACCCCGACCACCGACUGCACCCUGCACUCAGGAAUGGGCAAACAAGCGCUGCCAUUGAUAUGCUUCUUUCUCCGGGAGCUGUCCUACAGCCACAAGAACAAGUCUCCGAUCAAAUAUCCGAUACCACUUCUCUGGCACAAUCGACCCGCGACGUAAUAACUCGAGAGGCAUCUCUUGAGGCUUUGAGCCCUACAUCAAUGGCUCCGCUCGAAGAAGAGCCUCGGUGUAUGUUUGUCAAUGAUUGUCAGACUGGCUCGCAGCUACGCAAAGCCAUUUCACACCUUUUCGGGCGCAACAAGGCUUGCACCCUUCGGAUCCCAAAGCAGGUGUGGGUAUAUUAUUGUCGCAAACAUUAUCAACGGAUUAGGUAUCGAAAUGCCAAGACCUACCCUCUCAACCAGAUGUAUCUCGUGAAGAUGCAGAUAAACCGACUCCAAAGAUGGAGUAAUGAGAACCAACGCCAAGGAACCGGCCCGUACAUCAAACUCUGGACAUUGGCGUUACGAAAGAGGGAACAAAGCCGCCUUGACAAAGAAGGAGGCGCAGCAGAAGAGGGCGAAGAUGAGGCUCUAGAGGCACCAAACAGUUCGGCCGCUCCCGACUGGAUCAUUCAACGUCUGGGUACUGGAUACACGACGGAGCAGAUGCUCGAAGUUGCAGACCGCCUUUACCUAGAAAUCGAGAAUGGCACUCUUGGCCAGGUUCCCGAGGUCGAGUUUUUGCCUGACAUUACAGAGUCAGAGGCGGGAAACAUAACGAAGCUAGUCAGAAGCCGCAAACAGGCCCGCACAGCUGCUCCUGCAGUGGAAGUCAAGGCCUUCAAGCGACGAAGUUCUGAGGAUGCAGAUUGCGUCAGCCACGGAGAACCCUCACUUCUCAUUCAGCAUGACGCAUCUGAAUCUAUGAAUACUCCGCGGAAGCGAAUCCGCCUCAGUCCUCUUGGGGCAGACUUCCCCCAGCAUCCCCUUCUGACUCCCCUUCCAUCGACUGUGCCGUCUUACGCCACCAGCAAUGUGCUUGCGUCUUCGGCUGGCGCUGAGUCGUCCGUACCACGCACCUUGCCUACGGCCCCAAAGGCCCAGGUGUCAUCUCCUGGACAUUCCCAAGGACCUAUCGCGCACACGUAUGAGCUCUCGUCUAGCGAAUUUCGACGCCCUAAUGGCUUCGGCGGGCUUUACAGCCAUGAUCAACAGCAACAUUCAGUUCAGUACCGUGCGGGUACUGAAUCUUUUCUUCAAAGAAAUAGAGAUCCCUACUACCAUCAGAGACUGCCAUCCAUUGCUCAUCUGGCGGGAGCCAGCGAUCUCCAGGGUUCGGAUAUGGCAAUUCCACCAUUUAGAGGCUCUUGGGCAUCGAUUAAUGAGGACCCCAACGUGCCACGAGUCCCUCGCUUGCGAUCUUAUAGUGAUAAUAUCCCAACGAGCCAGCCCAUGUUGGAAUAUCCUCGACCAAGUUCAAGUGGCACCUCGCAGUUCGGCACAACGUACUUUGACAACAGAGCCGCGGCCUCUUUGACCCAUGAGCAGAACCCUCGUAGCUACUCUCGAGAGCACUGGCCCGAGUCGAGCCAUGUCUACGCUCCAGCCUGGCCCCAAAGAUCAAGCGCCCAGCAACAACAUCAUUAUUACGAUCAAGUAACACGCCCUCAGCUGGACAGCCUACGAGCUCCAACCUACCUUGGUCAGGCCAAACAACGUACCACAGCCGAGAGAGUUGAAUAAGAAGCACGUCGUUACAACAAUGUAUGAGCUCGUGCUGGCCAGGCUGUUGCGAAAGCGGCUAGUGAAGCACAUGAGGCUUAGUUGUGGGAUCUUCUAACCUCUACUUCACACCAUACCUAUCCUUUCCGAUGGGA